AAGGAAACAAACCCCUUUGUGUCUGAGUCACCAUUGAAUCCUGUUCCCUAGUCAGAAGGGGAUGUUUUUAUUUUUGUACUCAUCGCCAUGUGAACGCUUUCAGACUCAGCAUAGCUACAGUCAGUUGAGUUCCGUUUGGUUUGCUCUGGACAGUAACAAAAUUGACUUUGCAAAAGUGACAAGGAGUCCUGUGGUAUCUUGCAGAUUAACAGUUUUUCAGGGCUGCCCGAGUAAAGCGGAGGAGAGGCCAGCCUGGACAAGCAAUGGCGUCAUACCAAUCACCAGUAAUGGAAGAGCAUACAACUCCAGUUUGGAGGACUUGGUUUCUCGUCUGAAGCAGAGCGUGUGUGAUCCGGCCCAGAUAAACUCAGCAGGGGGCGCCAGGUGCAAACUCUGUCCCGUGAACUGGCGGCUGCAUGAGGACAAAUGCUAUUGGUUGUCGAAAGAGCUGAACAGCUGGAGCGAGAGCCGUGAGGACUGCACAAGGAAGGGAUCUGAAAUGCUGGUGAUCCAGAACACGGAACAGAUGGAUCACCUGCAGUCGGCCCUACCAGAGGCAGAUCAUAUUUGGAUUGGAUUAGCAUUUAACUCAUCCCAGGGGAAGUGGACCUGGCUGGACGGUGCCUCUGUCCCAGAACUGGGCCCAAGGAUGGGUAAGGUGAACACGAACAGCUGUGGAGUGCUACAAAGGAGGAACAUUGAGUUUGAAAACUGCAGCGUUAAAUUGAAAUGGCCGUGCCUGAAAGCCGCCUUCCCGCUUUAGACUGCGGCAUGACCGUGGAGGAAACCAAAGAGCCCAACGUCUCAGAAACCUCUGCCGUGUGUUUCAGGCUCACACAGCUGCCGAACCCUGGCUGGGUGCAUCAGCCACGGCAGCUCUGGAGUCAAAAGGGCGAGAUCCCCAACUGAUGUUGAUCUGCACUGUUGACAUCUGUGGUUUUACUGGUCACUGAAGAAAAGCAAACCCAGUGACCCCCCCUGGCCCAUCCGUGCUGCCCUUUUCCCCAUUGCUGCCCCCUGGAAGAAAGAGGGACGCACACCUCCCCCGGGGUGGCAAAGCCAGGGAGCUAGUGUCCCCAAAACAGAAAUAUUGUGAGUCCACAUAAUUGGCCCACGGCUGGCAGGUUGAGGACAAGAGCAGCACCUGGAGGGUUGAACAGGCCUGGGAGCAGUCCUGCAGUCUUCCCAUCCUGCAGUCCCCUCUCUGUUCCUAGUCCUAUGGAGAUAUACCUAUCUCAUAGAACUGGAAAGGACCUUGGUCAUAGCAGGAUCAAUUACCGUCCCGGACAAAUGUGGCCCAGAUCCUUAAACAGCCCCCUCAAGGAUUGAACUCACAACCCUGAGUUUAACAGGCCAAGGCUCAAACCACUGCGCUGUUCCUUCACCACUAUGUCUCAGCAACUCCCUUCACAAUUCCCUCCUGUCUCCCUGCCCUCCUCCCCCUCCCCGGCAGCUUCUCAACUUCCACCCGCUCGUAGUCCACCUUUAGCCUGGCUUCCUUUUCCAUCCUGCCACCGCUGGCCAUGUGACCUCUUAACCCUUUCUGGGCUGCAGGGCCUUUUCCAGCACCGCCCGGCGGUGUGGCCGGGAUGCCAGGCCUGGACCUGGCUCUGGGGAAAUAAAAACUUCUGUGAAAAACAUGUUCCUGCCAAGCACGAAUUUUAUUUAGUUCAUACCAUACAGCGAGAUAAAAGCCUCCACUUGAGAUCAGGGCCCCCUUGUGCCCAGAGGUGCACGCACACACGAAGGGAGCUCACAGCGCAUAAGCCUGGCUUUCGUUGAUCACAACAUGUGCGCUCGUAGCCUGCACAACCGCCUGGCUCUGUAAAUGACGGUGAGUGUGAGGUUAUGUAAUCAAUUAGCUGAUUCGCUAAACCACGGCUGAAAGAAGGAUGUACUGGAGACCACUCUGACCAGUUCCCCCAGUGUCGAAUGGCUGAGAAACCAUUAAAGGAAGAAUCCAACAAUCCCCUUCAGUAGUAUA
This is a messenger RNA of Pelodiscus sinensis (Chinese soft-shelled turtle), 1984 nucleotides long. NCBI's taxonomy places the organism in Eukaryota, Metazoa, Chordata, Testudines, Trionychidae. The record is from RefSeq and is a predicted model, not a curated record.